Molecule: messenger RNA, 2955 nt
Organism: Pogonomyrmex barbatus (red harvester ant)
Lineage: Eukaryota; Metazoa; Arthropoda; Insecta; Hymenoptera; Formicidae
Product: ankyrin repeat domain-containing protein 13C
Biological process (GO): protein retention in ER lumen
Cellular component (GO): cytoplasm
Molecular function (GO): signaling receptor binding
Source: RefSeq, a predicted model, not a curated record
UGAUUUAAGCCUUAAGUCGUAAGAAUGGACGAAUCAUAGUCGAAGAAUAGGAGGUUAUGUCUAUGGUAACAAUAUGGUUCUACUGUACCGACGUGGAGUGCCCAUACUGUUUGUAUCGUGCCGAUCGCAUUAGAUGAUGGAUUCUAUGUUUCUCAUUUUGACAGCUCUAGUUACUCUCAGUAUUCAUUCCGUUUACUUCUGAAAAAUGCCGGUGUGAUUGUUUUAUGGACGUGUAGCUGUAAACAUGAUACAAUUUUUUUGUGCGUUCUGAAAACGUAAUAAUUAUGCUACUGUGUUCCAUAUGUCCAUUGAAUACGCUAUAUAAUCAUUAAAUAUAUUUCGAUAUAUUUAGUGAGUGAAUGUCACAUGAGCUGAUUCUAGAUACAUUUCUUAACUUCAUCGUUUUUCAGUUAAUAGCGUUCAUCAAAUAGUUGCAAAAAUUAUUUAUCAAAUGCAUCUUUUAAAAAUAGUGUGUUGUACUUGAAUAAAAAGGUAUACAAGAUUAAAAUUAUCUGUCAUCAGCUGUUAAUUGCAGCAAUUCAGUGAAACAUUGCCAAGUAACAUUAACAUUUUGCUUAGGAAGCGAUUUAGGCCUUAAAGUAUACAUAGACUAGUUAGGCCUUAAAGUAUAUAUAUAUAUAUAUAUAUAUAUAUAUAUGCAAACAUAGUUCAAACAUGAUCGUAAUGAAUAUGAAUUUCACAGAAAUAUCGAAGUUUAAAUUUAUAAAAAUAUCAGUAUUUAACACAAGAAAAUGUUGAUGAAGAUAGAACAAAAAUAAGAAACAUAAUUAUGUAGAAAUGUCAACAUGUUAAGUCACAAACUUGCCAGAAAGCGAAACAUGUGAUGUACUGCAAUGUUUAUACGUCAAUACAUGAUUUGCAUUGAUGUUACGUAUGAAAUGUGUUGUACUAUAGAAGAUUGGAUUUUGUGUUCAGUUCCUCUACUAUUAUAAUGUAUGACAGAUCUUAGAUGCCGAUGAUCAUGGCACAAAAGGAAAAUGAGAAAUAUCUACUUCAUAAAUGUAUAUUUCAAGGUGAUGUGAAGAAGCUGAAUACCUUGAUUAGGACACAUGAUAUUACUGAAAAGGAUAAACAAGGAAAUACACCUUUGCAUUUAGCUGUGAUGUUAGGAAGAAAAGAAUGUGUUCAAUUAUUGCUUGCACAUGGAGCACCUGUUAAAGUGAAGAAUUUAGCUGGUUGGAGUCCACUGGCCGAAGCAAUCAGUUAUGGCGAUAGACAAACCAUAUCAUCUUUAGUACGUAAAUUAAAGCAACAAGCAAGAGAGCAAAUGGAAGAAAGGAGGCCGAAUUUAGUUGCUGCAUUGCAUCAAAUGGGUGAUUUUUAUAUGGAAUUAAAAUGGGAUUUUCAGAGUUGGGUACCGCUAGUUUCAAGAGUAUUGCCAUCAGAUAUAUGUAAGAUCCAUAAAAGCGGAGCUUCAAUUAGAAUGGAUACAACUCUUGUAGAUUUUAAUGACAUGAGAUGGGAGAGGGGUGACAUAUCAUUUAUCUUCAAUGGUGACCAAAAGCCUAGCCAUUCAUUGACUGUCCUCGACAAUAAAGCUAAACUUUACCAAAGAGUGAGAUAUGAGGAAACAGAACUUGAGAUAGAAGAUGAAGUUGAUAUUCUUAUGUCUAGUGAUAUUAUGGCAGCACAAAUGUCUACCAAAGGUAUCACAUUUUCUAGAGCACAGACAGGAUGGAUUUUUAGAGAGGACAAAAGGGAAAUGGUAGGCGCCUUUCAUGCUGAUUUUUAUCAAAUCAAUGGUAUGGUAUUAGAAAGUAGAAAACGUCGUGAGCAUUUGAGUGAGGAAGAUCUUCAAAAAAAUAAAGCUAUUAUGGAAUCUCUUACUAAAGGCAGUUCUCAAGGAUUUAAAAAUGGCGAGCCUCCUAUGAGAAGAGCAUCAUUGAAUCCGCCACCAGAAUCGAAUAUAACAUGGGAAGAAUACAUUAUUGCACCACCUGGUCAAUGUCCACUUUUAGGAAGAAAUCUUGUUUAUAAGGAAAGUAGUAAAUCUUUCAAAGCUACCGUGGCAAUGAGUCCAGAUUUUCCUCUUACUGUUGAUAUGCUGCUCAAUGUUUUGGAAGUAAUCACGCCAUUUAAGCAUUUGAGCAAAUUACGACAAUUUGUACUUAUGAAGUUACCCCCUGGAUUUCCAGUUAAGAUCGACAUACCGAUUCUGCCUACAGUCACUGCUAAAAUAACUUUUCAAGAGUUUGCCUUCCGAAAUGACAUAGAUCCAGAAUUGUUCCAAGUGCCAUCAGACUAUUUUGAAGAUCCAAUGAGAUUUCCAGACUUAUGACGCUUUGACAUCCUAAUAUUAAUCAAGAUCCAGCCUAGUUGGGAUCUAUUUUCUUCUAUGCUAGGGGACAAUCUGGCUUUCAUGAUUUCAGUCAUUUUGGAAAGCAUCUACACAAGCUACUAUGUUGUUCAUUGAAUAACUUAUCAUAAUUUAAUGAUACCUAUACAGCGAAUAGUGUUGAAUAUUUACAAAAUGUUCUCAAUAAGAAAGAAAACAAUAAGAAAGCAAAAGUUGGAUCUGUAUUAAAAUCAGGGAAACUUACAUACAGCUUUAUUUAAUACCUAACUCAACAUCACAUUAGUCUAUUUAAUUUGUCAAUUUUAACAUUUAUAAAGAUCAUUUGUAUAUCAUGCUGCACUCGAAGAAAGAUAUAUUAUGUACAAGUAAUAUAAUCUGAUAUUUCCACAUUCGGUAUUCCUAUUCUUUGAAAAAUGAAUUAAUUUCUUUCAUCUAAAAAUCUUAAACGUGAAUUAAAUCACGCAUUGGAGAUUGAGAAUUGCAAAAUAAAGAUUAGAAUUUAACUAAUCAGAAUAAAAAAAUUGAAUGAUUGAAAUUAAAGUUAUCCUUUAGUAAAAUUUUAAUCUCUAGUUUAUAAUCUCUCUAAUCUCUAAUAUUUAAUCUGAUAUGAACUUUCUCAGCCUGUCAAUGCAAUCAUA